AAAGGUACUUGCCCAUGAAUAAAAUAAGGAGUAUGACUUAAUUGAUCGUCUACCUUGUAGAGGUAUAGCCCAUAGAUUUGAAGCAGUGGAGUUGACAGUAGAACUGGUAUGAAGAUACAUGGCGCAAUGGGGAAGCAAAGCCGCAGGCUUGGGGAGAGGCUUUUACCAUUAACCCUCUGAGAAAUCUUCUUCCCCCCAGCCGCCCCACUCUCGCGAUUGCUACAUUCCACCUUCCCUCAACGGCUCAACCUUUCUAGCCUCAUCUACUUCGGGCAUUUCACCUUUCUUCUCCACCCCCACACAUUGUCGCGGCCGGUCUUGAUGAAUCUUGGCGAUUCUGGUUCUGUACAUUGGGAUUGGCACUAUAAGACAUGGCUGUGAGGGCUGUGCCAAUCUGGGUAUGCUCUCGGAACCCUAGAAGAUCCGGGUCUCGAUUGGGCGUUUCCGAGUUCGGGUGUGGGGGUCCCGGGUUCUCGGACUCGGGUUCGGUCAAGAAAUGGGCUUGCUGUUCGGCUAUGACGGCUGUGGACAAGAAGAAGAAGAAGAAGCCAUUGAUGCAAUCUGGGGUUGCUUCGCCCGUUGGUGGUAGCGGAGUUGAAGACGAGCCUCGGAUCACUCAAUCCAGUGGGUUUCACAGGGAUCUGCAGUCUCUUCCAAAACCAUUGUCGGCAGCCGAUCUUUAUUCUUAUCCUAAUGAUGCUUCGAAGGUUCGGGUUGCCUAUCAGGGUAUUCCUGGGGCAUAUGGUGAGGCAGCUGCACUUAAAGCAUAUCCCAUGUGUGAGACUGUACCAUGUGACCAAUUUGAAGCUGCAUUUAAGGCUGUAGAGCUUUGGCUAGUGGACAAAGCAGUACUUCCCAUUGAGAACUCUGUAGGGGGUAGCAUCCACCGUAAUUACGAUUUACUCCUUCGUCACAGGCUGCAUAUAGUUGGCGAAGUUGAGCUUCCUGUUAAUCAUUGCCUUUUAGGUUUACCCGGAGUCAGGAAGGAAGAACUAAAACGUGUUUUGAGCCAUCCCCAGGCACUGGAUCAAUGUGAAAUGACUUUGAAUCAGUUGGGUGCUGUUAGAGUGAAUGUCAAUGACAGUGCAGGUGCUGCCCAGAUGGUAGCAUCUGAAGGGACAAGAGACACUGGAGCAAUAGCUAGUGCUCGAGCUGCAGAAAUUUAUGGCCUUAAUAUCAUUGCAGAAUUUAUUCAGGAUUACUCGAGCAAUAUUACCCGUUAUCUGAUACUUGCCAGAGAACCAUUAAUAUCUGGAACAGACAGGCCGUACAAGACUAGCAUUGUUUUUGCCCUAGAAGAAGGACCCGGAGUUCUAUUCAAGGCCUUAGCAUGCUUUUCUCUGAGAGACAUUAAUUUGUCAAAGAUUGAAAGCCGCCCACAGAGAAACAAUCCAUUGAGAGUAGUCGAUGCUUCCAAUAAAGGAAGUGCCAAGUACUUUGAUUACUUGUUUUACAUAGACUUUGAAGCAUCAAUGGCCGAACCACGUGCACAAUAUGCUCUGGGACAUUUACAGGAAAUUGCGAGAUUCAUUCGUGUCCUCGGUUGCUACCCGAUGGAUACCCCUCCAUAAACAGGGAUGGGGGGGGGUGACUGCCCUUUGGUAGGACAUUUAACCCUGUAUCUCAACCCUGAAUUGCUGGGCAGUUUUCAACUCUCUGUACAGACAUUCCAACCAGUAUCUCAAGCCUGAAUUGCUAGGUUUUUUUUCUUCUUUCAAAUUUCUGACUCAGUGCCCGUUCUUACACGUUCUUUAAAAAACAAAACACUUGUUUUAGUGUAUAUUUUAGUCAUGAGAAUUGAAUGAAACUCAAUGUGUAUUGUGGUAAUAAUGUGAAUCAUUAUGUGAUUUAUGAAAGAUGUAUUCUUUGUAGCUUUAAAAACAAAUCUUGCACUGUGAC
Molecule: messenger RNA, 1899 nt
Organism: Cuscuta campestris
Lineage: Eukaryota; Viridiplantae; Streptophyta; Magnoliopsida; Solanales; Convolvulaceae
Source: the annotation of a GenBank genome assembly